AUGCGGUUCCGCUUUGGUGAUGUGUUCAGCCUGCAGCUGGCCUGGAAGCCUGUCAUUGUGCUCAAUGGGCUGGCCGCUAUGCGGGAGGCGCUGGUGAACCACAGCGAGUACACCUCCGACCGCCCAUGGAUGUCCAUCUAUGAGCACCUGGGCUUAGGACCACGGUCUCAAGGUGUGAUCAUGGCAACCUAUGGACAUGCCUGGCGCGAGCAGCGGCGCUUCUCUGUGUCCACCAUGCGCAACUUUGGCCUGGGCAAGAAGUCCCUGGAGCAGUGGGUGACCAAGGAGGCCAGCUGCCUCUGUACAGCCUUUGCCAACAAGGCUGGAUGCCCCUUUAACCCCAUGUCCCUGCUGAAGAGAGCAGUGUGCAACGUGAUCUCCUCCCUCAUCUACGCCCGACGCUUUGAGUAUGAUGACCAGCGCUUGGCCAAGAUUCUUGACCUUCUGGAGGACACACUGAAGGAGGAUUCCGGCUUGUUGCCCAUGCUCACAGGCCGCCGUGUGUGCCUCGGGGAGCCCCUGGCCCGCAUGGAGCUCUUCCUCUUCUUCACCUGCCUCCUGCAGCGCUUUAGCUUCUUGGUGCCCCCUGGACAAGCCCGGCCCAGCGACUGUGGCGUGUUUGGUACCAUGGUGACCCCGUCCCCGUACCAACURUGUGCUGAGCCCCGCUAGAGGAGGUAGCAGACUCCAACCCUGCCCCCAGACGGGGCUAUGAUGUUCAAUAAACCAGUCUUGUCACUGCCACUUUGUUCUGACAUGCCCC
This is a messenger RNA of Urocitellus parryii (Arctic ground squirrel), 763 nucleotides long. The record is from RefSeq and is a predicted model, not a curated record. NCBI's taxonomy places the organism in Eukaryota, Metazoa, Chordata, Mammalia, Rodentia, Sciuridae.